AUGUCUCAAAUCCAAAGGUGGACGGUUAGCGAGGUGAGCAUCAGCCCUAUAUCGACGUCCGGGGGCACUCUACUCGAGGGUCCCUAUCACGACGUGGCCAACAACGAGUUCCGCUUUGUGGAUAUCUGGGAGCAUAAGCUGUAUCGUGUGGAUUUGACCCGGGGCCCCGAGUCUCUAUCCGUGGUUGACACCGGCACGGCUAUUGGUGUCACCGCCAAUAUCGGCAAUGCAAGUGAAUCCAAUGCAGAUCAACUAGUAGUUGCUGCCAAAAAAGGAUUCGCCCGGCUGGACCGUAUCACCGGAAACCUAUCCUAUAUCCGCGAAGCUUGGGGCGAAGAAGACGGGCCCGGAAAAGUGGACUUUCUACACCGGAUGCUAGCGCCGGUGACCAUCCCCAAUGGAAUCGGCUGGAACGCCGCGGAUGACACGAUGUACGUUACAGACUCGCCGACAGGCAAGAUCUUCGCAUUCGACUACGAGCCCGUGACGGGCAGUCUCGGGACUCGGCGCGUGUUCUUUGAUCUGGGCGAGCCGCUGGAGCCGGAUGGAUUUGCCAUCGACGUUGAAGGCUGCAUCUGGAGCGCUAUCUAUGGCGGCGGGAGGGUUAUCCGGAUCUCCGCCACUGGGGCCCUCAUCGGCCAGAUCGAUCUGCCUACGCGAAACCCAACCUGUCCCACCUUCGUGGGCGAGGAGCUCUGGAUCACCUCGGCCAAGGAUGAUAGGGACGACGCCGUGCUGCCGCAGUCAGUGCGGUAUGGGGGCUGUGUCUUUCGUGUGAACGUGGGUGUUCGGGGGCAGGCGAAGAAUGAGUUUCGGCUUCAGCAGUAG
This is a messenger RNA of Penicillium chermesinum, 828 nucleotides long. RefSeq lists its product as uncharacterized. The transcript has 4 exons. NCBI's taxonomy places the organism in Eukaryota, Fungi, Ascomycota, Eurotiomycetes, Eurotiales, Aspergillaceae. The record is from RefSeq and is a predicted model, not a curated record. Gene Ontology annotation, biological process: L-ascorbic acid biosynthetic process. Gene Ontology annotation, molecular function: gluconolactonase activity; calcium ion binding. The coding region runs from base 1 to 828 and encodes 275 amino acids.